AUGGAAGAGCUUGUUGCUGCAGCAGAGACUGUAGAACAAGAACAUGGUGCACGUAACGGUCAGAUAAGCUUUGUCUCAAACGAAGACGAUCCAAUUCCACCUACACCUUUACCUGAGGACACUCCUUCCUUUCACCCUUUGGAUGUCAAUAAUUUGUGUACAUGGAUAUAUCCUAUCAACUAUCCAGUGCGAGGAUAUCAGUUGAAUAUUGUCCAAAAAGCCCUGUUUAAUAAUACGCUUGUUGCAUUACCCACCGGUUUAGGUAAAACAUUUAUUGCUGCUGUCGUCAUGUUUAACUAUUGGCGUUGGUUUCCAAACUCCAAAAUCAUCUUUAUGGCACCUACUCGACCACUGGUGGAUCAGCAGAUCGAAGCCUGUUUUUAUAUCUGUGGUCUGCCUCAAUCGGAUACAUGUGACUUGACAGGAAGCACAUCGCCUGCUGCGCGCCGCGACUUGUGGAAAAAAAAGCGUGUAUUUUUCGCGACACCUCAGACAGUACAAAAGGACAUCAUUUCCAAUACGUGUCCUGCUGAACAGGUGGUAUGUGUUGUUGUUGAUGAAGCCCACAAGGCAACCGGUAACUACGCUUACUCUGAAGUGGUACGACGAAUUGCCAAAAAGAAUGAGCAUUUCAGAGUGCUCGCAUUGACAGCCACACCGGGUUCAAACCUGGACGCAGUUCAGGAUGUGAUCAGAAACCUUCGUAUUACCAACGUACAGAUUCGAACAGAGGAGUCCAUGGACAUUCGAGAGUUCUCGCAUGGCAAAAAUAUUCAGAAUGUCAUUGUUCGUUUGGACUAUACAGAAGGUGCUAGCGGUGAUUUACCUGCUCUUAUCGCUCGGUUUAGAGAUAACGUCUUUAAACCCCUACUGCUCGAUCUCUCUAAAAAACCUACAAAUGUUACACCAGAUCCUGACCAAUGGAGCCCGUUCAGAUUAAGAAGCUCUCGCACUUAUUUCACGACAACAUCUUCCAACUUGAACAGACACCUCGUCUUCCAGAUCGUGUCUACCUUUCUAGUAACAGAAUCUGUAAGUCGCGCUUACGAACUUCUCUGUCAGCACGGUGUUGCUCCCUUUGUAGAAAGUUUGGAAAAUACAUUGGAAGAACUGGAAGAGAAGGUUAAGUCGGGCAAGAACAUGACCUUUCCUCAGAAAAACCUUUACAAUAAUGCAGUGGUUAAAAGUAUGUUGCAAGAAUUGAACCAAAAGAUGCAACGGCCUGAUUUCAUUGGUCAUCCCAAGAUGGAAAAGCUCUUGUCUAUCUUAUUGUCUCAUUUUGGUAACCUCGAGAACGGUCAAGCGUCUAAGGUGAUGAUUUUUUCAAGCUUUCGUAGCUCGGUCAUGGAUAUUUGCCGGGUGCUUGAAAGACAUCAACCCAUGAUUCGAGCAACCUAUUUCGUGGGUCAAGCGACAGGAAAGAAGGGUAAAGGUCUUCGACAGGCUGAACAGCAAGAGAUUAUUCAAAAAUUCAAAUCAAACAACUAUAAUGUGAUUGUGUCUACCAGUAUUGGCGAAGAAGGUUUGGAUAUUGGUGAAGUAGAUUUGAUUAUCUGUUAUGAUUCACAAACAUCCCCUAUUCGAAUGUUACAACGAAUGGGUAGAACAGGUCGUCAGAGACGGGGUAAAUGUAUUUUGCUCAUGACGGAAUCAGAAGAAAAGAAGUUUGCUCAGGCAAAGGAUGCCUAUUCCAAGAUACAGCGACUCAUCGCCCAGCCCGGCAUGAUCACCUAUCAUAGACCUAACCCAAUCGUGAUACCAGCCGGCUACAGGCCUGUGAUCAGCAAGCAGGUCCUCAACAUU
Messenger RNA from Rhizopus microsporus ATCC 52813, 1803 nucleotides. RefSeq names its product P-loop containing nucleoside triphosphate hydrolase protein. Gene Ontology annotation, molecular function: ATP binding; 3'-5' DNA helicase activity; four-way junction helicase activity. The annotation marks the transcript as partial. The record is from RefSeq and is a predicted model, not a curated record. The transcript is spliced from 3 exons. Gene Ontology annotation, biological process: double-strand break repair via synthesis-dependent strand annealing; replication fork reversal; interstrand cross-link repair. Lineage: Eukaryota; Fungi; Mucoromycota; Mucoromycetes; Mucorales; Rhizopodaceae.